GACGUCUUUCGCCGUUCAAUGUGCGCUGUAUAUGUUAUUCUUAAACGAAGUAAAGUAAAGGAAGGCGGACUUAACCAUCCAUAUGAAUGAUGUCUGAUUCAAAUAAGAAAGACAGCGAGAAAGAACACGUGAAUGGUGACGAGAUGACAGAAGAAGACGCUAAAGAAUUUGCGGAGUUUCAUAAAAGCUUGGGAUUGGUGAGCACUUUUACGAAGCAAAUGGUCAAGCUGGCUAUCGAGCAGCUGAGACCAGAGUUUGAGAAGAUGGCUACAAAGGCAGCAGAACGAGCGGUCGACUCCGAGAUGAUGAAGGUUAAGGAGAUUCAAGACGAACUAAACCAAAAGGAAAAAGAACUUCAUCAACUCAAGUAUGAAAAGAAAAUGAUACUAACAAAGCUGGAGAAGGAGAAGCAACAGAACAUGAAGUCCCAACAAGCACUUGCAAACGUUGAGCAAAAGGAAAAAGAAAUACGAAAACUUGAAUGUGAUAUAUCCGCGUUAAAGCUAAAAUUACGAAAGAGAGCCGAAGAACUAAAACGAGAAAGAGAAAAGGCUUCGUACGAGGAAAGUAAGCGUCUAGAGUUGGAGAGUAGCCUUCAAAACGACAUAGACAAGCUUCGUAAGGAGCUUGAUAAAGUCAAAGGUCACCUUGGUCAAUUGCGUUCAGCUAAAAACAUUGGAGACGAGGAAACCAAGAAACUUAGAGAAAGAGAAAAACAACUUCUCGAAGAAAUUGAAGAAAUGAAAACGAGCGUAUCUCCGAGAAAGCGCAAAAUGACAAAAUGAAAUAACAGUCCGUAAUAUCACUUUAAGUAUAUUUACAUAUAGAUGUGUAGCUUUUGUUUGGCAUAUAACGACAUUUUGAUAGAAAAAUAAAAUUAAAUAUAAGAAUAUUUUAGUUUGUGAUACAAGCUGUUGCCUUUCGGAAAUCAGUAAAAACCUUUUCCCGCUAAUUUACAUAUAGUUCAGAUAAAAAGAACUUAAAUCCAUGGAAUAAUUUAUUGUUAUUCAGUUAAACAAAUCAACGUACUUAAACAAAUGAUAUUCGAAUAUUCAAAUGGCAGGCUGCAUAUAACUGCAUUUAUUUGAGGUCCGAAUAGCAUUUAUUGUAAAUAUUUGUUAUGCACGAUAAACGUUUAGUGCACACAUACACUGGCAAAUCUGUAUUGGCUAUGCGAUUGGUUAAGCUUUAUUACAUAAAUGUUUUUGUAGUUAUUGAUGUUAUAAGCGUGUGCAACAUUUUUUGGAAACAAGUUAUAUCAUGAAGGGUUUAAGUUCCCUAUUACUUGAGCUUCACCUGCAGCUUAAAUAGCAAAUUUAGGGCUUCUCUAGAUUUAUUAUUGUCAGGUUGUGCGAACAAAACAUUCCUUAAGUCGCCGCAGAGAAGCGUUACAUUUGUUUAUGUAAGUUAAAAUGUUAUAAGAAGUGGACUUACCAACGUUUUAAUAUAUAGAUGUGUAUGUGUGAAAUACGGGAUUUUUUGUGCUACACCCGUUGCUUUUUAUAGCAUGCAUAUGAAGGGUUUCCCUACAUUUAUUAUCGUCACGUAGUACGAACAGACAUUCAUAAAGUCGCCACAGAUAAGUGUUACAUUUGUAUAUCUUAGUUGGAUUGUCAUAAAAAGUGGAAUUAACAACGUUUACUAACUAGAUAUAAAUGUAUAUGUUUUAAAUACCGGAUUAUUUGUGCUACAUUUGGAGCUUUUAAAGCACGCAAAUGAAGGAUUUCUCUAGAUUUAUUAUUGUCACGUAGUACGAACAAACAUUUCGUAAGUCGCCACAGUGGAAGUGCAACAUUUGUGUAUAUAAGUUGCAUUGUCAUAAAAAGUGGAAUUAUCUAACGUGUAAUCACUAGAUAUAAAUGUAUAUGUUUCUUUUUCAAGUCGGAUUUUUUCUGUAUGUUUGUGAACAGUAGUUACUGCUUUUACGUUGCACUUUGUUUACAAUAUGUGAGGUGAUUGGUAAUGUAUCUUUAUUGUUCUUUGUGAUUCGUACCAUACUAGAAAAAACAUAAUUAUUUUUGAUGAGGCCUUGUCUUUUUUACAUAUGAAGUUCACCGUAAUCACAUUUUUUUUCGGAAGUACAUAUAAUUAUUUGUGUUUUUGGAAGUCUAAUGAUUCUUUGUGACUGUUGACUGUUGUGACUGUUGACCACUUUGCAUAGGAGUUUCGCUCUGUGAAAAGGGUUAGAUGCAUGUGCGUAAAGCGGAUAGCACAGGCUUAUCUUGGGCAACACUUUCUGCUUUCAUGUUGUUGUUUUUUUUCAAUAAAGUUUCCUCUUAGCGAAAAUCCAAUUGAGAGGAAAGUGUCGUCCGUGAUAGCCUGAGUUGACUGCACAGGCUAAUCUGGGACGACACUUUACGCCUAUGCAUUUAACUCCGUUUUCUCAGAGCGCGGAUUAUAUUGAUAAAACCCCAUAAGUUGCCUAAAUGCAAAUACUGAAUGACUCAUCGUUAGUGUACUCCUUAUUCCGCUUAGGCGGGAUGUACGCUGAAACAAAACAAUACUUAUUUAUUAAUUUUCAAAAAAAAUGCAUUAAACUGAAUUUUUAUUAAAAACGCUUGUCGGAAAUUUAAGGUCAGAAACUCAACCAUUCUUAACCAAACAGAUCUACAUGUACGCAAGUAUACAAAUCUAGGCAUGUACGCGUUAACGCAUGCAUGCAUACGUAAACGCAUGUGCAAAUGUAAGUAUCUGUUUAUGCAUGCAAGCAUACAUGUAUGUAGGUAUUCACGUAUUUGUAAACGCUAAUAUGAAUGUAAGUAUGUAUCUAAGUAUGUCCGUGGAAACGUAUGUAUGUGUGUAUAUAUGUACAUAAGUAGGUGUGCAUGUACGAAUGUAUGUAUGUACGCAUUUAAGAAUGUAUGAAAGAAAGUAUUUAUGUACGCAUAUAUGAAUGUAAGUAUGUAUGAACGUGAGUAAACAUGUAUGUAAGUCCCUACACGUGUACGAUUGCAUAUAUGUAUGCAGUACGUAAAUCUGUACGUAUGCACAUACGUAUGUACAUGUAUACGUGUAUGUACGUUCUUAAGUAUGCAAAAUCAUGCACGAAUGUGUAUGCAUACACGACUUUUUCUAUGUACAUGUCCGUAAAUAAUAUAUAUCAUUAAAGAUUGUUUAAAAUUAAUAAAUAUUUGUUAAUAAUAUUUGACGGUCAUUGGCUAAAAUUGAAACAUUUCACAUGACCUUGUUUUUAACUGAGCGUGGCACACUGUAUUUGUUUAAAUGCAUAAAAGUCAGUCGCUGUCUCGCUGAAACAGUGUACAUGUCCAAGUAAAACUGAAAGUAUCAUAUUAUAUUUUCAUGCCCCCGAAGGUGGGCAUAUAGUGAUCGCUUUUCCGUCCAUCUGUCUGUCUGUCUGUCUGUCCGUCACACUUUGCGUUUAUGUUUCGAAAAAUGCUCAUAACCUCUAUGUCGCUCCGGAUGUAACCUUAUUAUUUGGUAUGCAUGUGUAUAUGGACAAUGCAUUUCCAUACGCACACAAAUGUUUACCACUUUGACAUUAACCUUGAACUUAAGGCCCGCGCUUAGGUUUCGAAAUCUGCGUUUAGGUUUCGAUAACGCGUUUUCGGGGGCAUAUGUCAUCCUAUUGUGACAGCUCUUGUUUAAUAUGUAUUUGUUUUAAUGCAUCAGUUAGAAGCUGAAACAUUUCACAUUUCUCCGUGAUAAUUACAUAGCAGUGUCUGAAGUUAGCACAUUGAUAUUAGACGAAGCGCCUAUAUCGAUUCAUAUUUAAACAAUUUAUUAACAAUAUCCCUAUUAUUUAAUCAAACAUAACGAACCAUCGCCCAUUCAAACAUUAGUUCUUCUUGAAUGCUCUGAGCUUUUAUGAGUUCAUACGUACAGCUCUAUAAUUCUUCUUGUUAAAAUUAAAUUCAAUGUAAAAAAAUAAUGUCACACAUAUGUCCAUAAAAUCGAGUUAAAUCAACCUAAUACAUUGUUACAACCACAAAACCUGUUGCAAUCGACAUCAAUUUGCGUGUAUAUUGUUGAGAAAUGAUCUAGUUCUUCUUGAAUGCUCUGAGCUUUCAGAGUACAUACGUACAACUCAUAGUUCUUCUUGUUAAAAUUAAAUUCAAUGUAAGAAAAUAAUGUCUCACAUAUGUCCAUAAAAUCGAGUUAAAUGAACCUAAUACAUUGUUACAACCACAAUACCUGUUGCAAUCAACAUCAAUUUGCGUGUAUUUUGUUGAGAAAUGCUCAAAACAUUAACUUGAUAACAAAUCGUUCAUGGCGGAAGUUGUGAAUUGUCGAUUUUAGCAAAGCAAAAGAAAAGGUUACACUGCACAAAUUGUUUUCACUGUAGAAUCUGACGAUGUCUUGUGGUAGUAGUUGAAAUUGUAUUGCGCAUAACAGUGUACCGGUAGUUUGAAUUAUGACACAUUCUUAUUACUGUAUUCUCGCUGCGAUCGGAUAAGUGGCAGAGUCCGUGCUUUUAGAUACGGCAUUGUAUAAACAGUUAUUGCGCUGUAUGCUAAUUGAACUGAAAAUCCGGAAAAAAUCUGGAUGUAGUGUCGGGUGUUCUUACAUGCUUAGCAAGUCUACCGCCCUGUUAUGUACUAGUACUCUGCGGUACAUUGACAAAGGGAUUAACACGUGCGAAUGUCUUUGAUAAGGCAAUAGACCAUUUCAGAGCUGAUGAGGGUACUGAUUAUCGAAGGGUAGAUAAAGCUAUUACUGAAAGGGGUUGCCUAGAGAUAAGGCUGUAGUAUGGAAUACUUAAUAAAUAUUUUAUUUUUUCAUGCUAUAGAAUUUAGUACUUAAUUAAUUAACGAAAUGAAAUAAAUAUUAGCAUAAACGUAUAUAGAUGUAUGUCUACUUAUGUACAUAUUGUAAAGCUUGAUACUGUGUGUGAUUAUGAAAUAAAUAUUAAAAUAACA
Molecule: messenger RNA, 4877 nt
Organism: Dreissena polymorpha
Lineage: Eukaryota; Metazoa; Mollusca; Bivalvia; Myida; Dreissenidae
Product: histone-lysine N-methyltransferase, H3 lysine-79 specific-like
Exons: 6
Coding region: 87-785 (232 amino acids)
Source: RefSeq, a predicted model, not a curated record